CCACGUUGCUGCGUGUGUUUUGAGGUGUGUUUGCUCUCCUCCAAAAAAAAAAACACCCACUCCUCUCCACUACACACUGAUUGACGAUCGAUCGAUGAUGAUGAUGAUCAAGUCUGCUGUUGUGUUCGCUGGUGUUGUUGGCGUGUUGGCGUGCGUGUUGUUGGCCCAGCCGGCUGCCGCCUUCCACCGCCGCAUCUAUGGGGUCCACGAGAACAUGCACGCUGCGCCAGGUGCUGAUGUUGGCGAGCCCCUGCUUGUCAGCAACGUCAGGGAGCGCUACGGCGUCGAGGCUGCCCAGGGUGCGGCCAAGGUGAACGGUAUUGGCAACUACACCUCAUAUGCUGGCUUCUACACCGUCAACAAGACAACGGACAACAACCUCUUUGUCUGGUACUUCCCAUCCCAGGACAACAACCCAGAUGCGCCCCUUCUCAUCUGGCUCCAGGGUGGCCCUGGUGGUGCCAGCACCUUUGGCCUCUUCUCCGAGAUUGGGCCAUUCCAUGUUGAUGAGAACAUGAAGCUGCAUGAGCGCGACACGACAUGGAACUCCAACUACUCCCUCCUCUUCAUCGACAACCCCGUUGGCGCUGGUUACAGCUACACUGGCACCGGCAAGGGCUAUGCCACCAACACGCGCGAGGAUGUUGCGCGCGACCUGUACGCGUGCCUCACAGAGUUCUACGCCACGUUCCCGGACCAGGCCAAGGUCGACCUCUACCUCACCGGCGAGAGCUUUGCCGGGCACUACAUUCCUGCGUUUGCUGCGUACAUUCACCGCAAGAACGCCGCCAGCAGCGACGCGUCGAAGAUCCCGCUCAAGGGCGUCUCCAUUGGCGAUGGAUGGACGGAUCCCGUUGUGCAAAUGCAGGCCAUCCCCGGCCUGAUGUUCAACCUCGGGCUCGCCGACCACAACCAGCGCGACGUCCUUCAGCAGUACACCGACCAGACCGUCAAGGCAAUCAACAACGGCAACUACACGCUGGCCUUUGACAUCUGGGACGAGAUGCUGAACGGCGAUGUGUACAAGUACCCGACCUACUUCUACAACCUCACCGGCACCCUCGACUACGACAACUUUCUGCGCACCAUCUCCCCCGCCUCUUUUGGCUAUUACUCCAAGUUCAUCUCCCAGGACUGGGUGCGCAAGGCCAUCCACGUUGGCAAUGCCACGCUCAACAGCGGUCUUGAGUGCGAACUGCACCUCAUCCCAGACGUUAUGGUCUCGUACAAGCCAGAGCUCGCCCUCGUCAUGGACAACUACAAGGUGCUGAUGUACAACGGCCAGCUUGAUCUCAUCGUUGGCGUUCCACUGACGGAACGCUACCUCCCCACCAUUCCAUGGUCUGGCGCGAAGAAGUUCAACAGCGCCGACCGCGUCGUGUGGAAGGUCAAGAAGUCCGACACGGAGGUUGCAGGCUACGUCCGCGCCGCCCAGGACUUCCGCUAUGUUGUCGUGCGCGUCGCCGGCCACAUUGCGCCAUACGACCAGGGUCGCGCCGUGAAGGACAUGGUCACUCGCUUCAUCGAGGACAAGCCUUUCUGAGCUGCCACCGCGCCCCACCAACCACUCGCACACCCUCAACCACCACCACCACCACCAUGUGCUUGAUGAAUGUGUUGUAUGUCGUGACUUUUGUGCUUUAUGGAACGUGUGUGCGUCACAUCGCAACAACUGCAUCACUGCAUCACUGCAUCACGCAUCAUGCAUCAUGUCACACGUCUGGCAUCCAUCUCAACAACAAUCACACCCAACACAAGCGCAGGAACGAAUGAAAGCAUGAGUGAAAGUCAGCAAGCAAACACACAGA
This is a messenger RNA of Salpingoeca rosetta, 1808 nucleotides long. RefSeq lists its product as uncharacterized. Gene Ontology annotation, molecular function: serine-type carboxypeptidase activity. The transcript has 13 exons. Lineage: Eukaryota; Choanoflagellata; Craspedida; Salpingoecidae. The record is from RefSeq and is a predicted model, not a curated record. Gene Ontology annotation, biological process: proteolysis. The coding region runs from base 95 to 1543 and encodes 482 amino acids.